AUGGAAUGCUUCGUCGCUGGAUGGGGCGUCUACUCGGAGAGGCUUCCAUCACUGCCCCUUCAGACUAGCUUGUCUCUGAGCGACUUUGUCUUCCGUGAAGACAUCGACAAUGAGGAGGUUCCCAUCACUACCCUCGCGCUGCGCUAUUCCGCGCCGGACCAGGUCGGAGUUGUGCACAAAACCAUCCCUGCAUUCGUCUCGCCCGCACUCGCAUCUAUGGAGCUUUCGCGUUUCAGCUUAGAGCACGUUCACUCGCCGAUCACGCUUGAGCACUUUGCACUCAUCUACACACCUGUCAUCCUGCUCGACUUUGUCAUCGCCCACGCACAGGCCCUGUGCGACCCAUCUCUUCUUUCGCGCACACCUUUCUGGCAAUAUCUCACGAAGCUCGCGUUCGCGACAAAGUCGGCGGAUGUCGUCGGCCCACAGUACCUUCGCGAUGCUAUUGAACGUUGA
Molecule: messenger RNA, 456 nt
Organism: Postia placenta MAD-698-R-SB12
Lineage: Eukaryota; Fungi; Basidiomycota; Agaricomycetes; Polyporales; Adustoporiaceae
Exons: 3
Coding region: 1-456 (151 amino acids)
Source: RefSeq, a predicted model, not a curated record